Xylaria bambusicola is the source of this 2370-nucleotide messenger RNA. RefSeq lists its product as uncharacterized. The transcript is spliced from 3 exons. The record is from RefSeq and is a predicted model, not a curated record. Gene Ontology annotation, molecular function: chromatin DNA binding. NCBI's taxonomy places the organism in Eukaryota, Fungi, Ascomycota, Sordariomycetes, Xylariales, Xylariaceae. Bases 461 to 2038 code for a protein of 525 amino acids. Gene Ontology annotation, cellular component: nucleus.
CCUCGCUCUAAUUCCAUUGAACCAUUCCGAAUUCAAGUUGCUUUCCUCCACGCGUCUCCAUCAUCGCCAUCAUCAUCAAAAAACGACACCAUCGCGGCGCCCAGCCUUUGCGCCAACGCUUGCUUCAGCCCCAACCGCUGUCGCACCAAGUCGCCGACCCCGGCUUGCGCUGCACCGGUUCUGCUCGUCUCCAAUAGAAACAGUAAUAGAAACCGUCGCCGACCGGUUUCUCUCGUCACUGCCUCGAAAUCUCCAUUCCCAUCCAUCAACUACCGAGAACAAUCAAAGAACGAUCGAAGAACGAUCGAAGAGAGAAAGCGUCAAAAACUAACCGGCGCAGCCGCACACCUUUUGAACCCCCGGGCUGGUGCCUUGCGUCAUAUCUUUUACGUCACUUUCCGUCAAGUCCAUAUCGCCUGCCUCCCUCGGUCAAUCCAGCUGCCACGUAAACCACCCAACGAUGGCUCGUCGUCCGGGUCGUGCAGCCGCUCGGCGUGCUGCUGCGAAGAUGGAGAGCACUCCCCGGACCUUUGACGAGAUGGAAGACGAGACUAUGCCAGAUGCAGACGCCUCCGACCGCGAGCCCCAGCCUGAUCCCCAGCCCGAGCCCGAGAACGAGCCCGAGAACGAGAACGAAGAGUCUGCCGGAGAAGAGCAAGAGGAAAAUCAAGACUCGGAUGGGCCUUCUGCCAAGUCGCCAUCCCCGCCCCCACAACAAGUCGUUCGACGGCGUCGGCUCGGUCGCCCACCUAAGAAUCGCCCUGCCGACUGGGACUCUCUCCCCAUCGAACCUCCCCAGCGGGAUCCGAACGAUACCCCUAGACGUCGUGGUCGCGGCGGCUGGAGGGGUCGCGGUGGUCGCAAGGGUGCCUCGUUUCAGCCUACACAGCAAGCUAUCGAUAAAGAGGGCAAUGUUAUGGACAUUGUUGACGAUGAGCUCGCAUUGCCAGAGGACCCCGAAGGCGAGACCAAGGUCGACAAGAUGGGCCAUCUGCAGGGAGGUCGUGAGUAUCGGUGCCGCACAUUCACCAUCGCUGGUCGUGGAGAGAGACUCUACAUGUUGUCUACGGAACCCGCUCGUUGUGUUGGUUUCAGGGACUCCUAUCUCUUCUUCACCAAGCACAAACGCCUAUACAAGAUCAUCGUUGAUGACGAGGAAAAGCGUGAUAUGAUUGAUCGCAGCAUCAUCCCGCAUUCGUACAAGGGCCGUGCUAUUGGAGUAGUAACUGCGCGGUCCGUUUUUCGAGAAUUCGGUGCCCUCAUCGUGGUCGGAGGCAAGAGGAUCAUUGAUGACUACGAGGUCACCAAGACCAGAAACGAAGGCGUCGUCGAGGGGGAGAUUGCCGACCCUAACGACAGAUUUGUUGUGGGCGAGGCAUACAACAAGAAUCAAUACGUCGCCUGGCAUGGUGCGAGUGCCGUUUACCAUUCCAAUGCGCCAUCCCAGCCCGCCCAAAGCGGCAAGGUUGACAUCAAGAAGAGACGGGUGAACGUGAACGAUGUCAAUUGGCAGCUCGAGCACGCUCGUGAAGCAAGCCGCUUCAAUGCUGAAUUGGCUGCUGUUCGCCGCCAGAACCUAGCUGGAGUCUACGAUGUCCACACUAACAUAAUGCAAUACCCUGCCAUUAUGCAGCCUACUCAUGCGCGAGUCGAACAGGUUACAGAGUCGUCUAGUUCUACUGACGCUGACGUUGACUUGACCUCGCAUCCUCACUUCCCCUCUCUCGACCCUAGGAUUCCUCGGAAUUUUACCGUCAUCGAUACAUACAUGGAGACGCCACCCGCAAGCCUGUCCUCAGCAGUCUAUGAGAAACGAGAAGUCCCCGCUUUCCUUGCCGAAUUUCAGGGUUUGGGGGCUGUGUCGAGUGACAUCCUCGAAGAAUUGCCUGCCGAAUGUCGAGAAGCGUUCGAAAAGGCCCUGGAACAGGAGAAGGCAUGGAAGGCAACAUGGGGCACGGAAAAGUCGAUGACCCACAGGAGAGACCCUAUCAUCGAUGCUGCCAUCGUCCCGUACUCUAAAAAUCCAACUCAAGCUUAGGCAUUUUCGUGCCACACUGCCUACCUCAGAACGGUCUUGGGGGGCCUGGCGUUACGUAGUGGGUAUGUAGGGCUCUUUUUGUACGAGUAAUGAGACGGCGUUUGAUUUGGGGAAACCUUUAGAUUGGCAGGUAACGAACUGUACCGCCUCCUAUUCAGUAGUAUCUAGUUUAGGGAAUGGAGGCGAGAGCGCAGUUUACAUGCGUUUGAGACAAGGACACUGGAAUAGCGAAUGUGUGAUGAAAAGGAAGAGGUGAGGAUAUACCUAGAUAAUACCUAACUUGGUAGAUGAAUUCCUUGCAACAUGUACCUCGUAAUACCACUGAGUAUAGG